Messenger RNA from Aspergillus pseudoviridinutans, 1086 nucleotides. RefSeq lists its product as uncharacterized. Lineage: Eukaryota; Fungi; Ascomycota; Eurotiomycetes; Eurotiales; Aspergillaceae. Bases 1 to 1086 code for a protein of 361 amino acids. The record is from RefSeq and is a predicted model, not a curated record. The transcript is spliced from 2 exons.
AUGGCUGAGUUAUCCGAUGAUAUCGAAGAUAUCGAAGCAUGGGCCUCUAUGGAGAGCCUGUAUGACAAAGCAAUCCAGUCACCAUCUGAGAUAACUCAGGACGAGAAACAUGCUAUACUGGAAUGGCCCUCCUUGGAACAAAUGGAGGAGACAAGUCAAAAAUACGUUGGCAAGUCUUUGCAAGAUCUCUUUCACACAGCGGCCAAUGAUCCUCUCGCUCUUACGUAUCCGGAAUGCCGCUUGUUUAAAGAUGAUUUUCAUAUAUUGCGUUCUCUAGAUUCGGUUAAAUACAGUACUGACCGAAUGCAUCGCCGGAUCGCGCGUCAGGACUUAAGCGACAAGUGGCAGCAGGCGCGGGCUGCUGUUUCAGCGCCAGAUGAACUCAAGGCUCGUGAAAACGCCCUUGAGGUCUACCUUGAGAAGCUAAAAGCUCACUCAAAGCCUUUAAUUGAAGCUGGAGAGAGAUACUGGACUCAUCCGCCGGACUGGGUGCAAAAAAUUCUUGACCGCGAGGGUAAAGGCUGGGGCUAUGUGAUCUACCGUCCUUCAAUCAUUCACGAGGAAGAAAGCACCAAGGAGGCGUGGAGAGCAUGUUGGGACUACUUUAAUGAGCUUUUGAGUUUUCACCCUGUCACAAUGCCGUUUCUCGAAUUCGGCGAAAAAAUCCAAGAUUCCAAGAUCAUUGAUUUUGUCGAUUAUGAACCUGAAAUGGGCGGAGUGGAUCAACUUCGACAGGACUUUCGCGACCGUCGAGAUAAAUACGGUCUCCAACCAGGUGUUCUUUCCAAUGUAUUUAUCAAUGUGCCUACCGAAUGUCGGGAUACCCAUCUAGGACCCUUUCCAUAUAAUUGGGCUUGGGCUAUUGAUCCUGACUGGUCGUUACCGGGCCCAGAUGCUGAUGGCUACGACGGGCGUGUUAAGGUUACCUGUGCUCAACUGUUCAACAAAUUUUAUGAGCUGAUGUCGACCAAAAAGGUUACCCUGAAGAAAAUCUGGGAAGAGUUCCAUGAGGUCAAUGAGACACUCCCUGAUGGGCCAAUGCCUUGUUGGAUAAUGUCACCAAAAGAGAAAUGGCCGAAUAAUUGA